AUGUGGAAAGCCAUUGUAAAAGCCUUCAACGGUGAUGAGAGUAAACUCAAAGGUCACAACGGCCAAACAUACGACUUCGAACAAGUCAAAUCUUUCGUGAAUUCAAAGGACAAAUCCAAAAUCAUCAUCGAUGUGAGAGAACCAAGUGAAUAUGAUGAGUUUCACAUUCCAGGUGCUCAUAAUAUGCCCUUCAAAACGCGACCUCUGGCCCUAUCGAAGCCUACCAUCGAAUUCAAGCAGACCUUCGGAUUCGAAAAGCCCUCAAAAGAUCAAGAGCUUGUCAUUCUUUGUGCCUCUGGUUUUAGAGCUGGUAAGGCCAGAGACGAGGCAUUGCAAACUGGCUACAAGGUGGUCAGUGUGUACCCUGGCUCCAUGAAUGACUGGAUUGCUAAGGGUGGUGAAAAGGCCUGA
Molecule: messenger RNA, 411 nt
Organism: Lachancea lanzarotensis
Lineage: Eukaryota; Fungi; Ascomycota; Saccharomycetes; Saccharomycetales; Saccharomycetaceae
Product: LALA0S04e00958g1_1
Exons: 1
Coding region: 1-411 (136 amino acids)
Cellular component (GO): mitochondrion
Molecular function (GO): thiosulfate-cyanide sulfurtransferase activity
Source: RefSeq, a predicted model, not a curated record